This is a messenger RNA of Triticum dicoccoides, 1045 nucleotides long. RefSeq lists its product as uncharacterized. Lineage: Eukaryota; Viridiplantae; Streptophyta; Magnoliopsida; Poales; Poaceae. The coding region runs from base 1 to 747 and encodes 248 amino acids. The transcript has 3 exons. The record is from RefSeq and is a predicted model, not a curated record.
AUGGCGUGGAUUAAUUCGCCAUCGGAAACAUCGGCGCGCCGAAAGCGAGUUAGCUCAUCUCUCGUUGUCUCGCUUCACUGCGCUUCUUCUUCUGCGCUUGCAGACAGAUCGACCGACUCAGAGGUUCAGGCAUGGCAGCUACAAGAGCACUCGCCCUCUGCGUCCUGCUGGCGAUCGCCGUCGCCAACGCCGAGGCGGCGUCCAUGGUCGUCGGCCUGGCCAAGUGCGCUGACUGCACCAGGAAGAACAUCAAGGCCGAGGAAGCCUUCAAGGCUCAGGUCUUCAGGUGGCGACUACGAGAGCAAGGCGGUGGGUACCCUCGACCGCACCGGCACCUUCAGCGUGCCCCUGGCCGCCGACCUCCACGGCGCCGACUGUGUCGUGCAGCUCCACAGCGCGUCCUCCAACGCGCCGUGCCCCGGCCAGGAGCCGUCCAAGAUCAUGCCGGUGUCCGAGGGCACCACCUACAACAUCGUUGCCGGCGACAACACCGCCACGCCGUCCGCGGCAUCGCCGGAGUGCGCGUCCAUGACCCUGUGCGGGCCGAUCAAGAAGCACAUCAUGGAGCACUUCCACCACAAGAAGCCCGUGCCGCCCAAGCCGGAGCCCAAGCCUCAGCCCCACCUGGACUACGGCCCCGUGCCCAAGCCCGAGCCGAAGCCGCAGCCCCACCCGGACUACCACCCCGUCCCUCCCACGCCCACCUACGGCGGUGGCGGUGGCGGUGGAUACGACGAACACCACUGAGUCCGGUCUACCACCGUCCUGCCCAGCGAUGAAAUCUCAUCAGCGGGUUGUUUGUCAGUGAGUGAUCGACUUUGCUAUUUAUGAUCGGUUUGCAUGGGUGGGUGCAUUGUUUGGUCUUCUGCCAUUCGCUGCCCCGUUUUAGUAACUGCACUGCAUAGCCGAGAGUUCAGAAUAACAGCUCUACGCGUGUGUGUCAGGCGAGUGUGAGGGUGUGGUUGGUGUGUUGCUUCUGUAAUUUCGGUGAGUUGUCUUGUAGUACAAGAGGUUUUUAUGAAUCAAGUCGAUUUUGUCAACCGAA